UUCAGUGACGCGCUCUGCUCCAGAUCACCUGGACGCACUGUGAGGACUUUUUUUGAGUUGUGACUUCUGAGAAACCUUUUUAAGAUGGACGACUUGAAAACUUCGGACCGAUGUUUCCACAAGUCGUCGUUCAGCAUCAGCAGCCUGUUGUUGAGACGAGACGGGGUGAUGGAGGACCAGGAGAAGUCUCCAAAGGUUAGUGCUCACCUACAAUCUAAACUUCAUCCAGAGGAGACAUCCAGUCGAGAGGACAACUUUGACAGCGAGAGGAACUGCGAAAAACCCCAAAAAGCAGAAACCAAGCCGGUGACUGCAAAUGGAAAACGAGAAGGAAAUAAAGCCGAAUCAAAGAAAAACAGUGGAGCAGAAGAAGAAAGCGUCAAACCUCCUUUCAGCUAUAACGCGCUCAUCAUGAUGGCGAUCCGCCAGAGUCCGGACCGACGGCUCACACUGAACGGCAUCUACGAGUUCAUCAUGGACAACUUCCCGUACUACCGACAGAACCGACAAGGAUGGCAAAACUCCAUCAGGCACAACUUGAGUCUGAACAAGUGCUUCGUGAAAGUGCCUCGCCACUAUGAUGACCCGGGUAAAGGCAACUACUGGAUGCUGGACGCCUGCAGCGAGGACGUCUUCAUAGGUGGCACAUCUGGGAAGCUGCGACGCAGAGCCACAGCUGGAUCAAGAACCAAGCUCGCACUAAAGAGAGGAGGAGGAAGUCGCAUGAUGUCCUCCUGCAACACUGCAACAAGCGUGACUUUGGGUUCGUUUUACUGGCCACCGUUUCUGCCUCUCCAAACACCAGUGCGCACCCAUCACCACCACCUCGGACCUUAUCUGAGCGCUCAUCCUCGUUUCCAAGACAACGCAGCAUCCUUGGUGUCACAGCGGUCUCGUGCUGCUGCAGAUGCGGACCGGUUCGUGCAGAUGCAGCACCAGGAGAUGUCUUACAUCGGACUCAGCUGCGCGCAAUCCAGGCGUCAGAUUGGCACCACAGCUUUCUCCACAUCCAUCCCUGCUGCGUGCACACACCUGCCUCUGACGGAUCCAUACUCCUUUAACAUGAUCUCAGGACAAGCUAGUUACUUUUACUCCUCUCACCAGAUACCGUUUAGUCCGUGCCAAGAGGAGUGCGCCACAUCCAAGACGUCUCCAGGAGCGUUUUUAUCCAAGAAUGGACACUCAGACCUCGGAGGGUUCUGUAAUGACUUUCCAAAUUAUAGUCACCCUCAAGUCACUUCAAGUCCUCCUUCGUCUUGGAAUAUAGAGAAAUAGAGUAACAUAUAGUCAUAGUACCCGAUAUGUAAGAUUUAACACAUUGCUGUAAGGCAAGGCAAGGCAGCUUUAUUUGUAGAGCACAUUCCAGCAACAGGGCAAUUCAAAGUGCUUUAC
Messenger RNA from Sebastes umbrosus (honeycomb rockfish), 1392 nucleotides. It is a transcript of the gene foxg1c, whose product is annotated as forkhead box G1c. Gene Ontology annotation, biological process: regulation of transcription by RNA polymerase II. Gene Ontology annotation, cellular component: nucleus. The coding region runs from base 85 to 1275 and encodes 396 amino acids. Gene Ontology annotation, molecular function: sequence-specific double-stranded DNA binding; DNA-binding transcription factor activity. The record is from RefSeq and is a predicted model, not a curated record. Lineage: Eukaryota; Metazoa; Chordata; Actinopteri; Perciformes; Sebastidae. The transcript is spliced from 2 exons.